GUAUGCCGUAACCAUCAUGGCUGCCGAGGUAAAGACCGAAUCUUUUUGUGGACGUAUUUUAUGUGUCGGUCUUGCCGCUCUUGAUAUUGUGAACACGUGUGAGCGGUAUCCAAAUGAGGAUGAAGACGUCAGGGCAAUAUCACAAAUAUGGCAAACUGGUGGUAACGCAUGUAACACCUCAACUGUGCUGGGAGAACUGGGAAUUGAUUGCGAACUGUUUGGGACCAUGUCGUGUGGACCACAGGCUGAUUUUCUUUGUAAACAGAUCAGAGAGCGAAAAAUACGCUAUGAAAACUGCGUUUUCCACAAAAAUUGUGGAACGCCAACAUCUUCUGUCGUGUUGAGCCUGAACAGUGGUAGUAGAACCAUUGUGCACUCCAGAAACAAUCUCCCGGAACUUGAAGUUGCAGAUUUUGUGAAACUUAACUUGACAAACUACAGGUGGAUUCACUUCGAAGGAAGGAAAAACGAGGAAGCUAUUGUGCAAAUGAUUGAUAAGAUCGAGGAAUUUAAUGCGACUCAGUCGUGCAACGAAAAGAUUUCUGUAUCUUUGGAAUUGGAGAAACCUAGAGAAUCUCAUCUUCUUUUACUUAACAAAGCCGAUGUAGUAUUCAUAAGCAAAGAGUUUGCUCGAUUUCGCGGUUUCUCUUCGUCUGCUGAAGCAGUCAAAUCCAUUUACAACAAAGUCAAAUCUGGUGCCGUGUUGAUUUGCGCAUGGGGAGAGGGAGGUGCGGAUGGAAUUGGUCCUGAUGGUGAGAUAAAACACAGUAAUGCCUACCCCCCAAAAGUAAUAAUUGAUACUCUGGGAGCAGGGGACACAUUCAAUGCUGGAGUCAUUUGUGGUUUGCAUGGAGGAUUGACUCUUCAAGACACAUUAGAUUUUGCUUGUUUCCUGGCAGGUGUUAAAUGUGGUAUCCAAGGAUACGAUGGCUUGGCUAAAGCUGUGGCGAGCCAUCAUUGUUGGGAGACUUACAUGAAGGGACUAGUGAGCAAUAACCUAAGGUAACAAUGGUGGAACACAUUUGAGAGAGAAGGAAGUUGUGAUAGGUACAAUAAUGUGUAAGGUACUAUUUAGCCUGGGAAGCAGUCUCCUUUUUCUCAAGUGCCUAGUGGGAGUAGUGCAAGGUGUGAGCUUAGAAAGAGUUAUGUAAAGGCAGAGGGAAAAAGGGAGCAAAUUUCAUAAGAAGCAGGUGGAUGAGAAAUGAAGGAAAGAAAAAGCUUGUUGGUGAGUGUAGCUAUUUUACCAAAAGCCUUAGAAAGUCUCCAUCAGGGCAACAAAGGUCAUGACCUGUCAUGUAACAAACAGUCAUCAUAACCUUCUGUUUAGCAAAAUAAAAGAACACAAUUUUUUUUCCACUUGAGAAGAAUGUUUAACGCUGUCACAUCAAAGAAAUGUGCAAAUUACUUUUGCAUUCCCUGUGACAAAAAGUAUUUCCAAUUUGAAGGUCUCUGAAGAAUCUUUUUUUUCCUUAUUUUUUAAUCAUAUAAUUAUGGACAAUCUUGCACUCUGAUUAUGACAGCUAUGGGGAAAAAAAUAAACCUCUUUUGAAGGCAGCUCCAAUUUUACUUGAUUUGAUCUGAUCACUAAAUUAGCAGUAAGCUCUAGCCAAUCUGUUCACAUCAAUAGCUUUUAUUGAUGUAUAACUGAAUGCAGCUCAUCUUCCCUCCCCCUUGCUCAUAAUUUUCUUUGCUCUUUUGCCCCAUGCCUUUAGCUCAUGCCCAUCUUGCUACUUGCUAGGUUUCAUUGAUUUAUUAGUGAAACCUUAGUUAUGUGGGCAACUAUGGGAUUGCUCCUGUGUCCACUUGAUACAGAUCCUGGUACUAAAAAGGAAAUUGUGCAAUAAUUCUUAACAGUUCAUUUUUGGAGAACAAAUCAACAGACUGAAUUUGUUUGUAAACAGAAUUGUAAAUAGACACCUAUGUUUGGUGGUUACAUUUUAUCACCAACUUCACCAGGAACCUCUCAAACCUUGCUAACAAGGGUGCUGGUUCACUUGUGACUUAAAAAAAUCCUCACUCAAACAAACUUUUUAACUAUGUAACAUAUCAAAUAUUCCAUUAGUGUACAGUGAAACAGCACAAUAGGAGAAAUCACAUUUAUGACAGAAUUGCAAGGGUAUUUAUGAGGUUGCUUUAGACAUCUGAUUUGUGCAAACCACAAAUCUUUCAAGGCCAUGGCAAAUUGAGACAUACCAUAAAUUACAUCAACUUCUGGAAUAAAAAUUAGGCAAAUGUGAACAGAAUUAAUAGCGCCCUUGAUUAAACGGUGAUUUAUUGUUUCCCUAGCUGUCCUAAGUAACUUACAUUUUAGGGGAUUAACCAUUAAUUACAUAAACCUUCCUUUCAUUUCCUUUAAAACUUACACAGUAGAGAUAAGCUUGAUUUUGUCAAAUGUUUUUAUUCUCAUUUUCAUCUUACAACCUAUGAGAGCCCUUUGCUUUUAUACAAAAUUUUCAUGUUAUUUACAGACAACAGCUAUUGUCCUAAGUUACAGUGUAAUAUCAGCAUUGCAGAGUGCAAUAUUUUAACUGACAUAUUCUCACAAUAAUCCUACUCUAAACUUCUUUUGCAUCCUAAUU
This is a messenger RNA of Pocillopora verrucosa, 2579 nucleotides long. RefSeq names its product ketohexokinase. Gene Ontology annotation, molecular function: ketohexokinase activity. Gene Ontology annotation, biological process: fructose metabolic process. The record is from RefSeq and is a predicted model, not a curated record. NCBI's taxonomy places the organism in Eukaryota, Metazoa, Cnidaria, Anthozoa, Scleractinia, Pocilloporidae.